Culex quinquefasciatus (southern house mosquito) is the source of this 907-nucleotide messenger RNA. RefSeq lists its product as uncharacterized. The transcript is spliced from 4 exons. The record is from RefSeq and is a predicted model, not a curated record. The coding region runs from base 187 to 876 and encodes 229 amino acids. NCBI's taxonomy places the organism in Eukaryota, Metazoa, Arthropoda, Insecta, Diptera, Culicidae.
AGCUUUCUGGGCGUGGGGAAUCCGUUCGCGGCGCGCAGUUGAAGCUGUACGUCGGCAGCCGAAAGUGGCUGACUUGGUGCGCUUGUUUGCGCUCAACUUCUGGACGAUUAAAUAUCAAUAGCAUUUAUAGUUUUGUGUGCACGGCCAACUUUUGCGAGCUGGGAAGAGUAAUUGAUACAUGCCAAAAUGCAGCAGGACCAGCUGAGGUGGACUCGAUGGUUGGUGAUAGUUUUGGCAUCGAUUGGCCAGUGUUUGUCACAGGCAGUGGCCGCAAAUGGCACCGAUUUGGGGACAAACGCCACAACGGAGGUGGAAGCUUCACUUGGUGCCGAUUCGUCGGGGCUGUUGUCCAGAAAGAAGAGAUUCGUCGUUUUUCCAGAAGGUGCAAGUUUUUCGGUUGCGGUGUGCAUGACGGUCGGAGUGUACGGCAAUCCCAACUACCAGAUGUUCAGUUGGGCGUUGAACUGGGGCAUCGCGUACAACUUGCCGAACCAGACCCUGACCUACCAGCAGGACCUGAUGAUGCCGAAGCCGAUGGCCCAGCGCAGAAACCGCCGGGAUCUGUACCACAAGCUGGAAGUGGCCAUGAAUAGCAUGGGUUACGACGGUCGCAACUGUAUCCUGAGGGCGCUGUGCGAAAGUUCGCAGUACUUUGGCCGCAAGGGAACCAACAUGGUCGCGGAGAUGCUCCGGUCGCUGUUCAGCUUUCCCAAGUCGAAGGUGCUGUCGAUGGAGCACGAGGAUACGCGCAUCUACGACGCGGCCCACCGGAAGGGCAAAAACCGGGUGAUGUGUCAGUCGUUGUACCCGGAGUGCGGGUUUUCGCUGCUCGAGCUGGGCCUCGGCAAGUACGCUAGCCCGUACAGCUUUAUGUGAUUGAGACUGAAAUAAAUGGUGUUUUAUAGAA